UCAAGUCGCGCAGGUUUCGGACUCCACUUGGAAAUAAAGAAGCGCGCGGCGAGGGACAAAACACGAGAGAGAGAGAGAGAGAGAGAGAGAGAGAGAGAGAGCGCAGCACAGUAGUGUCUCCCGAGAACGAAGCGACUUCAUGCACAUCAGUGGAUUUCGGACGCUGUGACACGACUCGUCCGGGUGGAAAAAAUAUUUUUUAAAUACUUCGAGUUACUCAGGUGUGAAAUAUUGUUAGGAGUCGGGGGUGCGCUGAAAGUUUCUUAGUAAGUGAGAAAAAACACCGAGGACAUUUUAAAGGCCGUCUCGAGCCGUAUUUACUAUUUUUGCGGCUUUUUUUUACCCCAAAAAGCGUCUCGUAUGAAUCUCCUCGACCCCUACCUCAAGAUGACGGACGAGCAAGAGAAGGGCCUAUCGGACGCACCGAGUCCGAGCAUGUCCGAGGAUUCAGCAGGUUCUCCAUGUCCGUCUGCCUCUGGCUCGGGAUCGUGCUCGGAUGUGGAGAGCGGCGGUGGGCGUGUGCGUGACAACGGCGGCGAGCUGAAAAAGGACGCGGACGACGAGCACGAGAGCAACGAGAAGUUCCCGCAGUGCAUCCGCGAGGCCGUAUCGCAGGUGCUCAAAGGCUACGACUGGACGCUCGUACCCGUACCGGUGCGCGUGCACGGCGCCAGCAAAAACAAGCCGCACGUGAAAAGGCCCAUGAACGCGUUCAUGGUGUGGGCGCAGGCCGCGCGCCGUAAACUCGCAGACCAGUAUCCUCAUCUUCACAACGCCGAACUGAGCAAGACCCUGGGCAAGUUAUGGAGAUUGCUGAACGACGUGGAGAAGCGUCCAUUCGUAGAAGAGGCUGAGCGCCUGCGUGUGCAACACAAGAAGGAUCACCCUGACUACAAGUACCAGCCACGGCGAAGGAAAUCAGCCAAGAAUGGUCAGGGCGAGGGGGAAGAGGGUGCUGAGCACACACACGUCUCCACCAACGCCAUCUUCAAGGCACUGCAGCAGGCGGAUUCUCCAGCAUCCAGCAUGGGAGAGGUGCACUCCCCCAGCGAGCAGUCAGGCCAGUCCCAGGGUCCCCCGACUCCGCCCACCACCCCAAAAAUUGACGCUCAGACUGGCAAAAGUGAGCCGAAGCGUGAGGGCCGCCCACUGCAGGAUGGCAUCGGAGUUAGCGUUGGCUCUGGUGUGCAGCGUCCGGUUAAUAUUGACUUUCGCGAUGUGGACCUGGGUGAACUGAGCAGUGACGUCAUCUCACACAUGGAGAGCUUUGACGUGGCUGAGUUUGACCAGUACCUGCCACCUAACGGGCACCCCGGGCAUGGCUGGAUAGGAUCAACGGCCACCAGUUGGAUGGCCAAGAGCCCGAGCUCCAGCCCUCAGGUUGGUGCUGCCAGCCCUGGUGAGGAUCAGAGCCAGCAGAGGACAACGCACAUCAAAACCGAGCAGCUGAGUCCUACACAUUACGGCUCCUUUAACCUGCAGCACUACACCACUUCCACUUCGUCAUCUGCCUUCCCAUCAUGCAUCAGCCGGCCACAGUAUGACUAUACCGAGCAGCAAGGCAACACCACGUCCUAUUACUCAACAGGCCAGAGCUCGAUUUACUCCACCUUUAACUACAUGAGUCCCAGCCAGAGGCCCAUGUACACCCCCAUCACCGAGACCCAAUCAGGCCACAGCCCCCAACACUGGGACCAGCAGCCUGUCUACACACAACUCUCCAGACCCUGAGAACACACACACACACACACACUCGCACACAUUUGUACGCAUGCCGUAAAGAUUAUUUAACAAGGCUGAUGGCUCCACAUAGAGACCCUCCAUCACUCCUCCUGUAAAGCACACACUUGAAAACUCUCCAGAGGAAGACUGAAAGGAAAAGCUGGACUUGAUAAGAGCAGCUCACAAUGUGCCUUCUUCAUCUUUAAAUCAUCUGUUGACAAUUAUACAUAUAUAUAUUUUUAGCCGUGAUUGCGAGAAAAGAGAAACAUUUUUCUGCGAAAAGAAGAAUCCUCUGUGAGGACUUAAUUAAUUAUUGUACUUUAGUAUGUACUGUGUAUGUUUUCGUACCUUUUCCAUAGCCGAUAGGGAUUUUAUUCUGUAGGGAAAAUGGUUUAUUUUUUACUAAACCACUCUUAGCAAUUCUGCCUAGUCAUCCUCAUGGUAUUUUUUUAUCGGCUUCUAGGAUUCAGUUUGCCGCGCUAGUGGAUCUUCAUGCCGUUGCGUCCUACGUUAAGUUCACUUGCUUAUAUUUAUGAUUAUUAAAGUUCCUGAUGCUUUUAGAGUGGUGUAUUUUUGAACGUUUUGUACAACAUGUCUGCCUUGUGCACCAUCAGUGCCUGGUCUUGUGAGGUUGUUUUUUUUUUUUUUUUUGUCAAGGUAGAAUGUGCAGCUGAGAAUUUACUUAGUGCCUGACAGUGGCAGGAAGUGACCUUUGACCCCAUGUCAUUAUUUCAUACUGUCAUACUGGUCUCAUCUUUUCCCUUUUUUCUGUUCAUUCUUAACUUCUUCUAAUUUAUUUAUUAGUCUUAAUUUUAUUUCAGAUUAAUUAAGUACAGUGUAUUCAUUAAUACUGUAAGCAACUAAUUAUUUGUUGUUGGAAGUUACCCUUCUGGAUAUAGUAAUGUUUAAUCCAAGUCAUUAAAAGCGAAAGGGUUGUUAAGUAAUAUGGUACAAUUCUGUAAUCAUCAUGUUUAUUUAUCCUAUCUAGAUGUCUUUAUUUUUAAUGUUUAUUUGUCUCUUUUUUUUCUUCUUGUGUGCUAGCCAGAAUAGAUGAUGAAGUACUGUUAAAGGCUGAUCAAACUGGAACCAUCAGCUUUCUUCCAUAAGGAAGUGUCUUUUGAAGCUCUAUUUGAAACUGUAACUGUGUGUGUGUGUGUGUGUGUGUGUGUUUAUAGAGAUACCAGAGAU
Messenger RNA from Hemibagrus wyckioides, 2910 nucleotides. RefSeq names its product SRY-box transcription factor 9a (gene sox9a). The record is from RefSeq and is a predicted model, not a curated record. The transcript is spliced from 3 exons. Gene Ontology annotation, molecular function: DNA-binding transcription factor activity, RNA polymerase II-specific; RNA polymerase II cis-regulatory region sequence-specific DNA binding. NCBI's taxonomy places the organism in Eukaryota, Metazoa, Chordata, Actinopteri, Siluriformes, Bagridae. Gene Ontology annotation, biological process: morphogenesis of an epithelium; positive regulation of chondrocyte differentiation; oligodendrocyte differentiation. The coding region runs from base 361 to 1731 and encodes 456 amino acids. Gene Ontology annotation, cellular component: nucleus.